AGUUUGAAUAUCUUACUAUUUAAGUAAGUGCAUGAGAAUGUGUUAGUUUGUUAUUUUAUGUCGACAAUAAUGAUCAGGAAAUAUCUCGUGUUCCAGAACGAAAUGAGUUAUGUUAUCUCCCUCACGUGCAUUUUAAUAGUGGGUAUCACUUUAAGUGAGGCAGCGACAGUACAGAAAGACAGCGAGUGCGGCAAGACGGUUGGAUGUUUUCACGAUUGCUCGGGCGUCACGUGUAGUUUUCUUCUCACGUGGAUAGAGAAGGGAAGUGACAUAGAGCUGACGCUAACAUGCGCGAGAAGCGAGACAGAUCCUUACUGUGCCAUAGGUCUUUCAGAUGACACGGAAAUGGGCGAUGACAGUGUGUUUGAAUGUCUCUCCACUAGUGGAACAUCUAAUAUCUACGUCUCGCACAAUUCGGACGACAAAAAUAACAUACGACUAGAUCAGAACCAGUACGGAUUGUCUGCUAUCAAUACAUCAUAUAGUAACGGGCAGUUGAAAUGUUCGUUUUUGAGACGUAAAACCUUCAAUACGGUAACAGGCCGCAAGAAACGUGCUGCUCCCAGUGCAAGUAACUUCUUCGACAUGGACACAGACUGGUAUUUACUGUAUGCUCAUGGACCAAACGUUGGAGGAGCUAUCCGCUAUCACACGUCACCACCGCUUGUAUCCACGGCAAAAGCAGAUUUUCAAAGCACAGUCGACAUCAGCGCUACCGCUAUAAAACGACCACUUGUUAAAGCCCAUGGCAUUUUAAUGGUGUUUGCCUGGACAUUGUUUUCAACACUAGGGGUAUUUGCCGCACGUUUCUAUAAAACAGCAUGGCCAGAACAUGUGGAAUGGUUCGGUGUUAAACCUUGGUUCACGAUACAUAGGACGUGUAUGGUGUGCGUGUUAGUUCUUACACUGAUAUCUUUCAUCAUGAUUUUUGUUGACGUUGGCGGAUAUGUCACUAUAGUUGGAACAACCUUCAAGAAGUCACAUCCGGUACUUGGAAUCAUAGUCAUGGCUCUUGUCAUUCUUAAUCCUGUCAUGGCUUUCUUCCGUCCUAAACCAGGGACAACAAAAAGAUUUAUUUUCCGAGUGGCUCACACCUUUGUGGGAGUAGCUGGACAGAUCAUGGCGGUUAUUAACAUGUUCUCUGGAGUCAUCUUGAAUACUUUAGAAAUAUCUUCUGCCGCUGUGAUAUUGUUGGGUGUAUUUUGUGGAUGGACAUUCGUUGUUGAAAUCGGUCUUUUACUCUACGAUUGGUAUUUGAGCCAGAAAAGUAAAAGGACGCACGAGUUUGAGCUCCAGAAUUCAGGGAAUGCAGUUCCAGGGAAAGAUGCUAAAACUAGCGACUACAAUAUGUUGAAGAUGGCCAUGUUAGGUUUCCACAUCGUUGCGCUGACAGCAUUUUCAGCAACAGUCUCUGCUCUAAUUGGAUCAGCGGAAUAAUAACAACAACAACAACGACGACGAUGACGACAAAAACAACAGCAAAACAUAACGACAUCAAAAUCCUCAACAGCAGCGAUAACAAUAACAUAUUUCAUAUUUUUGUUAUUCAUAAAUUUCUUGGACUUUAUUCUUAAAAUCUACAUAAAUUAAGAUAAAAUCGAAGCGUUACUAUGGACUGAUGAUAUAUAACAUCUUUGUAAUAUAAGAAGAUGUGAAGUAUUUUGAGGUCAUUUUUAUUAGGAGGAAAGUUUGUAUUUGUCCUAGAACCUUGCAGAGUUGCUUUUUCCUACCUGCCUGUCUCAUCUCUGUUGUUUCUCCGAUGAAAAUGUAUUCAAUAACUUCAUUGCUGGAUAUGGAAGUUUUUCAAAACUUGCUCUAAAACACGUACACAAAAACAAACCCUAUAACAAACAGAGAAACUGAUAGCGAACAAC
Messenger RNA from Ruditapes philippinarum (Manila clam), 1874 nucleotides. Its product is annotated as putative ferric-chelate reductase 1. Bases 58 to 1437 code for a protein of 459 amino acids. Gene Ontology annotation, molecular function: oxidoreductase activity, acting on metal ions. The transcript has 12 exons. Lineage: Eukaryota; Metazoa; Mollusca; Bivalvia; Venerida; Veneridae. The record is from RefSeq and is a predicted model, not a curated record.